This is a messenger RNA of Myotis davidii, 3610 nucleotides long. RefSeq names its product leucine-rich repeats and immunoglobulin-like domains 3 (gene LRIG3). Lineage: Eukaryota; Metazoa; Chordata; Mammalia; Chiroptera; Vespertilionidae. Gene Ontology annotation, molecular function: protein binding. The transcript has 19 exons. The record is from RefSeq and is a predicted model, not a curated record. The coding region runs from base 1 to 3192 and encodes 1063 amino acids.
AUGACUUCAUCAUAUCACGGUGGAAGUGAGGAGAUGAGACGACUUAUUUUAUUUUUGUUUUCUCAUAGGGACUUAAGUCACAACAGAUUGUCUGUCAUCAAGGCAAGUUCCACGAGCCACCUUCAAAGCCUUCGAGAAGUGAAACUGAACAACAAUGAAUUGGAGACCAUUCCAAAUCUAGGACCUGUCUCAGCAAAUAUUACACUUCUCUCCUUAGCUGGAAACAGGAUUGCUGAAAUAUUACCUGAACAGCUGAAACACUUUCAGUCCCUGGAAACUUUGGACCUCGGCAACAAUAAUAUUUCAGAGCUUAAAACUGCAUUUCCACCUCUACAACUCAAAUAUCUGUACAUCCACAGCAACCGGAUCACAUCGAUGGAACCUGGGUGUUUUGAUAAUUUGGCCAACACACUCCUGGCGUUGAAGCUGAGCAGGAACCGGAUCUCAGCUAUCCCACCCAAGAUGUUCAAACUGCCCCAGCUGCAGCACCUCGAACUGAACCGAAACAAGAUAAAAACUGUAGAUGGGCUCACGUUCCAAGGGCUGGGAGCUUUGAAGUCUCUGAAAAUGCAAAGAAACGGAGUAACAAGACUUAUGGAUGGAGCUUUUUGGGGGCUGAGCAACAUGGAAAUCUUGCAGCUGGACCAUAACAACCUAACAGAGAUCACCAAAGGCUGGCUUUAUGGCUUGCUGAUGCUACAGGAACUUCAUCUCAGCCAGAAUGCCAUCAACAGGAUCAGCCCUGAUGCCUGGGAGUUCUGCCAAAAACUCAGUGAGCUGGACCUAACGUUCAAUCACUUGUCGAGGUUAGAUGAUUCAAGCUUCCUGGGCCUAAGCUUGCUAAAUACACUGCACAUUGGGAACAACAAAGUCAGCUACAUUGCUGAUUGUGCCUUCCGGGGGCUUUCCAGUUUAAAGACUUUGGAUCUGAAGAACAAUGAAAUUUCCUGGACUAUUGAGGACAUGAAUGGUGCUUUCUCUGGGCUUGACAAACUGCGGCGGCUAAUCCUCCAGGGAAACCGGAUUCGAUCUAUUACCAAAAAAGCCUUCACUGGUUUGGAUGCGUUGGAACAUCUAGACCUGAGUGACAAUGCAAUCAUGUCAUUACAAGGCAAUGCGUUUUCACAAAUGAAGAAACUUCAACAACUGCAUUUAAAUACAUCAAGCCUUUUGUGUGAUUGCCAACUGAAAUGGCUCCCUCAGUGGGUGGCGGAGAACAACUUUCAGAGCUUUGUAAAUGCCAGUUGUGCCCAUCCUCAGCUGCUGAAGGGAAGAAGCAUUUUUGCUGUUAGCCCAGAUGGCUUUGUGUGUGAUGAUUUCCCUAAACCCCAGAUCACGGUGCAGCCAGAAACACAAUCGGCAAUAAAAGGUUCCAAUUUGAGCUUUAUCUGCUCGGCUGCCAGCAGCAGUGAUUCCCCAAUGACUUUCGCUUGGAAAAAGGACAACGAACUACUGCCUGAUGCUGAAAUGGAAAACUAUGCACACCUCCGGGCCCAAGGUGGGGAGGUGAUGGAGUACACCACCAUUCUUCGGCUGCGCAACGUGGAAUUUACCAGCGAAGGGAAAUACCAGUGUGUCAUCUCCAAUCACUUUGGCUCAUCCUACUCCGUCAAAGCCAAGCUUACAGUAAACAUGCUCCCUUCUUUCACCAAGACGCCCAUGGACCUUACCAUCCGCGCAGGGGCCAUGGCGCGCUUGGAGUGCGCCGCCCUGGGGCACCCGGCCCCGCAGAUAGCCUGGCAGAAGGACGGGGGCACAGACUUCCCUGCUGCGAGGGAGAGGCGCAUGCACGUUAUGCCUGAGGACGACGUGUUCUUUAUCGUGGAUGUGAAGAUAGAGGACAUCGGGGUGUACAGCUGCACAGCCCAGAACAGCGCAGGAAGCAUUUCUGCCAACGCGACUUUGACUGUCCUAGAAACGCCAUCAUUUCUGCGGCCCCUGUUGGACCGAACUGUAACCAAGGGAGAAACAGCCGUCCUGCAGUGCAUCGCGGGCGGGAGCCCUCCUCCCAGGCUGAACUGGACCAAGGACGACAGCCCGUUGGUGGUCACGGAGAGGCACUUCUUCGCAGCGGGCAAUCAGCUGCUGAUCAUUGUGGACUCAGAUGUCAGCGAUGCUGGGAAAUACACCUGUGAGAUGUCUAACACGCUAGGCACUGAGAGAGGCCACGUGCGCCUCAGUGUGAUCCCUACUCCGACCUGCGACUCCCCGCAGAUGACUGCCUCAUCCUUAGACGAUGACGGGUGGGCCACUGUGGGCAUCGUGAUCAUAGCGGUGGUUUGCUGUGUGGUGGGCACGUCGCUUGUGUGGGUGGUCAUCAUCUACCACACAAGGCGGAGGAAUGAAGAUUGCAGCAUUACCAACACAGAUGAGACCAACUUGCCAGCAGAUAUCCCUAGUUAUUUGUCGUCUCAGGGAACGCUAGCUGACAGACAGGAUGGGUACGUCUCCUCAGAAAGCGGAAGCCACCACCAGUUCGUCACUUCCUCGGGGGGCGGAUUUUUCUUACCACAACACGACAGCAAUGGGACAUGUCACAUUGACAACAGCAGUGAAACCGACGUAGAAGCUGCCACAGAUCCAUUCCUGUGUCCCUUUCUGGGACCCCCAGGCCCUGUGUAUGUGAAGGGGAAUGUAUAUGGGCCGGAUCCCUUUGAAGCCUAUCACGCAGGUUGCAGCCCGGACCCUCGAGCUGCGUUAAUGGACCACUGUGAGGCCAGUUACAUAAAGAAAAAGGAGUGCUACCCGUGUCCUCAUCCUCCCGAAGAAUCCUGCGAACAGAGUGGCAGUGACACAGGCUGGCCCUCCCACGUGAGGAAGUUAAUCAACUCUACUUACUCUCCGCAUGAAGGACCUGGCCCGAAAAAUGUGUGUCCAAACAAGUCCUCUCUAGAUUUUAGUCCAAGUUCAGAGCCGGCAUCAGUUACCUCAAGUAAUUCAUUCCUGGGAACAUUUGGAAAGCCUCUGAGGAGACCUCACCUGGAUGUCUUUUCAAGCUUUGGACAGACGUCGGAUUGUCAGCCAAGAGCUUUUCACUUGAAAGCUCAUUCUUCCCCAGACUUGGACUCUGACUCAGAAGAAGAUGGGAAAGAAAGGACAGAUUUUCAGCAAGAAAAUCACACAUGUACCUAUAAACAGACCUUAGAAAACCACAGGACUCCAAAUUUUCAGUCUUAUGACUUGGACACAUAGACUGAAUGGGACCAAAGAGUUCUAAUAUACUACUACCUCAAGUGGACUUUUAUUUAAAAGAGAGAGAAUCCUAUGUUUUUAAAUGGAGUUAUGAAUUUUAAAAGGAUAAAAUGUCUUAUUUAUAUAGAUGGACCAAAAUUACCAAAAUUUAUAAAAAUUUUAUACUGGGAGUAACUUUCAUAUAAGAAUUUCUUUUUAAAGUAUUUUAUAACUUUGUUUUAUGCAACAACAAAAAAAAUCUUGUGUAAAUUAAGGGUAUAAAUCCAUGACUAUUUUAUGUAUUUUUAUAAUGCCGGAUUUCUUUUUAUUGAAAAUAAGUACUAAAGCAAUUUAAAUAAUACCUGUCUUGUACUUUUCUUGAAUAGAGGUCACUUCAUUUUACUUUGCACAUUACAUUUAAUAAAAUGUAUCAUUUUGA